Babesia ovata is the source of this 2745-nucleotide messenger RNA. RefSeq lists its product as uncharacterized. The coding region runs from base 1 to 2745 and encodes 914 amino acids. The record is from RefSeq and is a predicted model, not a curated record. The transcript has a single exon. NCBI's taxonomy places the organism in Eukaryota, Apicomplexa, Aconoidasida, Piroplasmida, Babesiidae.
AUGGAUAUCGAUGACUUUGGCUCCGCAACUGUGAUAUGCCCGCGCCAGGUCAACGACACCGAGUAUGUAUGGCAUCCUCAACCGAAUUCGGGUGGAAACGGUUUCCUAAACACAUACGGUUUUGUAGACGGCAAGUUGCGUUCUGUUGCCCUCUCCGAUGUAGUGAUAACCGACGAACCAGGUGAUAAUAUCUGGGUGGAAUCGAACGAGGCAGCUGCCAUUCUAAAUUUCAACCUAAGGGAUGAUGACGAUAUAUAUGUCGUUACCGAACGCCGUUCUAUAUUCAUCUGUGGACCGCGAGAUAUGAUUUUGAGUGAUGCGCUGCAGCGUCACCUUGACGGAAUUAAUGGUACCAUCCAAGCUCAAGGAUUCCCUUGGAGCCCAUCCACUCCAUUGACUCAGGAGAUUAACAAGAUAGGGAGUGGUUUGGGUGUGUUUUUCAUGUACAGAGGACGUGUUCAUAUGCCGCUUCAGGGCUGCGGCAGCCGUCCCUCACCGCUAUUCGCUCCGGACAAUGAGGUGACAGUGGAUCCCGUCACAGGCACGCGUUCUUGUGUAGUCGAUCCCAUAUCCGAAGCACGCAUAGGUUUUGUUUGCGAAGGCAGGAUAGAACCUGAUGAUUGCAUGAGGUACCUCUUGGAUACGAAUGGCGACGUUGUGCGUGUGCCUCCACCAUACCCUCAUUUGAGUUUUGAUUUCCACAGACCUUGGGUGGUAACCCAAUAUUUCAGUCUUCUAGCUUUACCGCCAAUUAACGGAGAAUGCAAGUGUCUAAACCCUAAAACCGGUCAAGUGAAUGCCAAGAUUGAGAUUCGUUCGAAAGCUGACUACGUUUGUGAUAUUUCCAGCAAACUCUUCCGUAACCGUUCGCAACCCAUCCGUGGACCUUGGUGUUCGGUAAUCCUCCAGCCAGGUGGCUCAUUGACCAUAAGGUUGCCAAUAAAAAAUGUCUAUGCGGAGCCUGCCGACGAGGAGGCCUCCACUGUCACAUUCUCUCAAAUGAUGUCUCUCUAUGAAUACGAAACUGAAUUUCGGCCGGAGGACUUGACUACACUGAGGCAAUUAAGUGUACCCUAUGAUGUUGACAUGUACAACGAGAUACCGUACCACAGUGCCCUGGUUGGUGAUGCCCUUGAGCUGGAUGUUUCUCAAAUGCAUCGUGGAGAAGUAAAACUGAAAUACCAUUCAGGCAAGCCCCUCGCGCUACGAAGCGGAUUAAACUCGUUCUUUUAUAAUUGGACAUUAAAAUCUAGAAACAAGAAUGUCUUGGAAAGGAUAAGCGCUAUCGUCAAUGUCUCUUUCGCGUUUACUCAUUAUUAUGAUAUUGUUGGCUGCGACCUAGGGACGCAAAGUUUGUUUGAUCCGGAGAAGAGUAAAAGUUGUUGUUCAACCAAAUCUAUGGAGAACGGUAUAGGUAGUGUCUACGAAUGCCUGUACCAUGAAACUCCACAUGUUGGUUGGGUUGGUAUUCGCUGCGGACCAAAUGAGGAGCUGUUGCCAAACAACUGUGAAUCAACAGGAUACGACCUAUACUCAAAUCAAAUAACGCCAUUUCCGAAAUCAUUGCGUUCUGAUACGCCUUACCCCAUAGGAGGAUUUCAGAUGUUCCGCAUGGACUUCCAAGAUACCGCUAUUGGCUACGCCUGUAUAUGUGUCGACCAACGUGGAUACGAAACAUCCAAGCUUAUUUUAGAGUAUAAUAAAAACACUUUCUACCGCUAUAAAGUGUACCGCCCAGAGCGAUCUCACACUUCACUUCCUUACAUAUUGCUGCCAUGGCGUGAAAUCGGGUUAUCAAUAGAAGGAUUUACAUCACCCGAAUCUGUUAUGAUACGCCAUGUACCGCAGACAGCCAUUACAAUACAAGCAGGCAAAACUUUGUCACUGUAUUGUGAAUUGGAUUUGGAUGCGCUCCAAGGAAUUUUAGAGCUUUUAAACAUUCAUCGCAACUCGGCAAGGGAAACAUUGAAAUGGUUACCGGAAAGACCUGAUGAAUUUUAUUAUGCAGUAGAACGUACGCCAAAUGGACCUGAGUUUGUUCGCAGGAGAUACAUAGAUUCCAUGGCCGCAACUCAGGCUGCAUUUGAAGUCGUUUACCAAGCAAAUCCUAGGAGUCCUAGAUAUCCAGAAUUGACAAUAAAAACACGCAGAAGCGCUGUCUUGAUUUCCAAAGAACCGCUGCACAAGCAAUACGUGCCCAUGACGUUCCUCUGCGGUAAAUUGAUCGAACCAGCGGAUGUAUCUAUCACCGCAGGCGACGUUCCCACAUCGUCAACUGCCAAUGUCGUAAGAUCCGCGGUAGAAUACACGUGGAAUAUCGUUAAUGUUAACGUCGAGACCACGGACCCAUACAUGCAGGGCUGCGGCGUUACGUACUCGUCAGAUGAGCUGUUCAAACCUGAGACACCUCCACUCUACGGCGGUGAUGGGAAGUCUCAGUUCGGUUGCAAGGUCGAUCUUCAAGCUGCCAAGGAAGCCGCGUUCUACUGCCCAGCGCCGUACGUUCUUGACCCACCUAACUGCUUCAGCCAGGUCUACGUGGACGGUGAAGUGACUAACCUAGGCGGUCUCAGCCAGUCAUUGUCGGCCUCACGUUCUAACCACUUCGUCAUCCUGGAGUUCAACGAUUCACUCGUUGGACCCGGGGAAGCGCUGCGCCAGACGCCGCCAUUGGAGUGCCGCUGCGUCACCGUCAAGGGCGCCGUACUCUCAACCAUCCAGAUAGAGAACUACUACUCAAAGUAA